CCACGUCGACGGUUGGUAUGAGGUACGACAUGGACAGCUAAUUUAGUCCAUACCAGUAGCCAGAGAGGAAGCAAAGGCAGCGAGAGAGUGGGCGGAGCUAGAAGAAACGAAGCGAGAAUGAACCGGAUAAUGCAAGCACCGUACGAUGCUACGGUCCGGUUCGCGCUAUCUUCGCUGGAGCGAAAUUUGCUACCGGAUGCGGUUGUACGGAGGCUGACCCGCCUGCUCUUAGCAAGUCGUCUUCGAUCCGGUUACAAGCCUACCUCUGAGCUCCAACUCUCUGACCUCCUCCAGUUCGUACAGUCUCUGAAGGAGAUGCCCAUAGCCAUAAACACUGAUGACCCGAAAGCUCAACAUUAUGAAGUGCCCACAUCUUUUUUCAAAAUAGUGCUUGGAAAAAAUCUCAAAUACAGCAGUUGUUACUUCACUGAUGGGUCAAGCACCCUGGAGGAAGCUGAGAAGGCAAUGCUGGAGCUUUACUGCGAAAGGUCACAGAUAAAAGAUGGUCACACUGUUCUUGAUGUUGGGUGUGGCUGGGGAUCUUUGCCUUUGUACAUUGCUCAGAAAUAUAGCAACUGUAAGGUUACAGGGAUUUGCAAUUCAACAACACAACAGGCCUUCAUAGAAGAGCAAUGCCGGAAUCUUCAGCUGCAGAAUGUAGAGAUCAUAGUCGCAGAUAUCAGCACAUUUGAGAUGGAAGCAUCCUAUGACCGAAUAUUUUCGAUUGAAAUGUUCGAGCAUAUGAAGAACUACAAGUAUCUUCUGAAGAAGAUUUCCAGGUGGAUGAAACAGGAUUGCCUUCUGUUUGUUCAUCAUUUCUGCCACAAAGCAUUUGCUUACCAUUUUGAGGACAAAAGUGAAGAUGACUGGAUUACUAGGUAUUUCUUCAGUGGGGGCACAAUGCCUUCAGCAAAUCUACUACUUUAUUUUCAGGAUGAUGUUUCCAUUGUCAAUCAUUGGCUUGUUAAUGGGAAACACUAUGCACAGACAAGUGAAGAGUGGCUUAAGAGAAUGGACCAGAAUAUGGCUUCCAUAAAACCAAUUAUGGAGUCAACUUAUGGAAAGGAUUCGGCUGUGAAGUGGACCGUAUAUUGGAGAACAUUCUUCAUUUCCGUUGCAGAACUCUUUGGGUAUAACAAUGGAGAAGAGUGGAUGGUUGCUCAUUUCCUAUUCGAGAAGAAAUGAAGUAAUGAAAGCCUGUUUCGCUACGAGGCAACGCCGAUGGAAAUCAAAUGUAUUUUUGUAGUUCAAUCAAAUAAUGUUCCUUCUUGAGAUUGUAAAAGCAGCAAUGUCAAUGGAAAUGAAUUGUAUCUUUGUUGUUCAAUAAUGUUCCUCUUGAGAUUGUAAA
Prunus mume (Japanese apricot) is the source of this 1348-nucleotide messenger RNA. Its product is annotated as S-adenosyl-L-methionine-dependent methyltransferases superfamily protein. Lineage: Eukaryota; Viridiplantae; Streptophyta; Magnoliopsida; Rosales; Rosaceae. The record is from RefSeq and is a predicted model, not a curated record.